AUGCGUCGCCAUUAUUACAACCUCGUCAAGGAGUUCUACGCCGACCCGCCUAACUACCUCGACCUCUCGCCCAAGGAAGUGAAGAAGGUGUACGACGAGAGAUCCAGGCAGCGUGAUCCCGAUGGAAGCGAUACUAUGAUUCAAGCGCCAGUGUUCCAGGCGCCGGUGUUCCAGGUGCCGGUGUUCCAGGUGCCGGUGUUCCAGGCGCCGGUGUUCCAGGUGCCGGUGUUCCAGGCGCCGGUGUUCCAGGUGCCGGUGUUCCAGGCGCCGGUGUUCCAGGUGCCGGUGUUCCAGGUGCCGGUGUUCCAGGUGCCGGUGUUCCAGGUGCCGGUGUUCCAGCUGCCGGUGUUCCAGCUGCCGGUGUUCCAGCUGCCGGUGUUCCAGCUGCCGGUGUUCCAGCUGCCGGUGUUCCAGCUGCCGGUGUUCCUGGCGCCGGUGUUCCAGCUGCCGGUGUUCCAGCUGCCGGUGUUCCAGCUGCCGGUGUUCCUGGCGCCGGUGUUCCAGCUGCCGGUGUUCCAGCUGCCGGUGUUCCAGGUGUUCCACACAUUGGGUCAGCAAGGUGGACAACCCGCCCUGCUGACACGGGUCAUCACACUCUCACUAAUCAAAUGGGAUCUGAUAGGCACUUCUGAUCUCUCUCUCUUUAUAGCUCGCUUUUCCGCGACGAUCAGGAGUGCCAGGAGUGCCAAGCCUGACAGGAGUGCCAAGCCUGACAGGAGUGCCAAGCCUGACAGGAGUGCCAAGCCUGACAGGAGUGCCAAGCCUGACAGGAGUGCCAAGCCUGACAGGAGUGCCAAGCUAGUUCAAAGGUCUCUUAGGACAAUAAUUUGGCUGAGGUGUUUGCGUAGUUAA
Molecule: messenger RNA, 852 nt
Organism: Procambarus clarkii (red swamp crayfish)
Lineage: Eukaryota; Metazoa; Arthropoda; Malacostraca; Decapoda; Cambaridae
Source: RefSeq, a predicted model, not a curated record